This is a messenger RNA of Naegleria gruberi, 1209 nucleotides long. RefSeq lists its product as uncharacterized. Lineage: Eukaryota; Heterolobosea; Eutetramitea; Acrasida; Naegleriidae. The record is from RefSeq and is a predicted model, not a curated record. The coding region runs from base 1 to 1209 and encodes 402 amino acids. The transcript has a single exon.
AUGAGUUAUACUCCACUACUCUCAAAUAUUGAGCACCAAGAUGUGUUCGAUAGAAUUUGUAACCACUUACAACGUCCAUGGAAGGUGCACUCUGUUCAUGAAGUGACUGAGCAAGCUUCUUUAUGCCGAGCAGUUAUGAAGGACAAUAUGAUUUAUGAAUUGAAAGACAUUUACUCAGAAAGAAAGGAAUUCAAUAAGUGUGAAGUAGGAACUCCUCAACUUUACUACUAUAUUUCAUGUCAAUGCAAUGAAUUUUGUAAUGUAAAGUUGAAGGUAAUUCAUCACCACCAAGCAAGGUGCGAUAUUCAUCAAAACGAAGCACUUCAUCCUUCAUCUUCAAAGCCAGAUCCAACCAACAACAACCUUCUUCCAAAAGUAAUUAGUUUCAUCAAAAAGAGUGCUCCAACUUUGAAAAGAACUCAAAUCAAAGAGCAAAUUAGAAUAUGGGUCCAAAUUGCCAGCUCACUAGUUGUGUUAUUACUCCUCGUGUCAGGUGCCAAAAUCUCUGCCCGUUUGACAACUUAUGGUGAUAAUUCAUUAAAGGGGGAACUUUCUUUCUCAUCUCUCAAUGAAAGCCAAGUGUCAGCUGUUCAAGAUAGUAUUUGUUGCUCAGUAACAGGUUCCACUAAUUAUGUUUAUUGCUUAUCUGGACAAACUUGUUGUAGAAAAUCUGGUUAUUCAACAUGUAUUGCUUCUAGUUAUGCAUGUUGUUCUUCUUCCCAAACUUGUUCUUCCAAUGUUUGUGUUUCGAAUAGUUAUGGAGAUUAUGAUGCUUUAGGAUAUGGUUUAGGAUUUGGAAUUCCAGGUUUCAUAAUAUUUAUUGCAAUUAUCAUUAUUGUUAGUGCUGCUUCCAGAAAGAGAAGACUUAUGAUGAUGAGAAGAGCUCAAGAACAACAAGCAGCAGCUGCCAUUGGAGUAGCAACAAUGCCUUCUACUCUUGUCACUGCUCAACCAACAAUGCCACCUGUCACUACAGUUGUUAUUCAAAAUCCAGGACCUGGUGUUUAUUAUCCACCUCAACAACAACCUUAUGGUCAACCAUAUCCACCACAACAACCAUAUGGUCAACCAAUGAUGACUCAACAACCUUAUCAACCACAAUACGGUCAACCAAUGAUGGUCAAUCAACCACCACCAACCUAUGUUACUCCACAACCUUCUUAUUAUACUCCUCCUACUAAUGGAAAUGGUCAACAAACUUAUGUAUAA